Strongylus vulgaris is the source of this 759-nucleotide messenger RNA. The record is from the annotation of a GenBank genome assembly. NCBI's taxonomy places the organism in Eukaryota, Metazoa, Nematoda, Chromadorea, Rhabditida, Strongylidae.
UUGUUUCAGGCGUGCAGCACAACAGCUACGGAGCUGAAGCAGCAGUGCGAUGUUUUGCGCAAACAGUUAAUACAGGUCAAAGAGGAAAAGGCUCAGAUACAAGAGGAUCAUAGGCAAUUAUCCUUGAAAACGCAGGUGCAAGAAUCUCGCAGACAGCACGAGUCGAAGGAACUUAGCAAAUCACAGCAGGAAUUGGAACAGCGGCUAGCUGAAGCGAACUCCCACAUAUUGCGCUUAACUGAUAACAACAGGGAGGUGAAUGGGAAACUAGAAGAAGUAACAAGAGAAAACCUCGAUUUGCUCAGAAAACUUCAGGAUCUAGAAGAUAAGCUAUCUCUAGAGGAAGAAGCUCAUACAGCUGCAAAUGUUGAACUUUCUCGUCUACGCGGCAUCGAGAACCAGAUUUCCAGCUCUAAGAAAGCACUGGAGAGGGCCAAGGUAGCACAAGAACAAGCAGAAAAGGAAAGAGAGGUCGCUGAACAAGAAGCAGAAGAAUGCCGUCAACAAGCUGAACGAAUGUUGACUAUAACUGAGCAAUUAACUCAGCGCAAUAGCCAGCUAGCCACUGAUGUAUCAGUUGAUCGAGAAAAGAAUUGUCGCCUUGAACAGCAACUGGUGGAAACUGAAGGAUCGCUCAAAAGGGCCUUGUUGAAGCUAGCAGAACGGGAAAAAGAUCUUGAAGAGGCUACUGGCAGUGGACAGUCCGAGAUUGCAUCUUUAAAAACUGAACUAAAUGAGAAAAUUGGGAAAGGUAGCUAA